AAUGCAUGUGUGGCCAGACCAGCCUCUGUCGACGUGCGACUCAGUCGGUCCAAAGACAGGGGGAUGAAAGGAAGUGUGAGAAUGUGGCCUCAGCUGGCUCUCCUGUACCUGUUGACGGCCGGGCCUACCUGGUCCAGCGCGGCAUUGGUCGACCUGCCCUUCAUGGAGUACCUGGAUAGCAACCAGCUGGUGCUGCUACAAUGGGGCUUUGACGAGGUCGUGGGAAACAUCACCUUCACGCUUAGCAUCAAAACCAGCGGCUGGAUCGGCUUCGGCCUCAGUCCGAAAGGAAACAUGAGAGGAGCCGACAUGGUCAUAGGAAGUUUUGGGACUAGUGGCAUCUACUUCCAGGAUCAUCAUGCCACCGGUAAUGUCCUGCCCAUGGUGGACAGCACACAGGACUAUUUUCUCCACUCCAUGACGGAGGUUGAGGGAAGGACAUCCAUGACGUUUCAGAGAGCCAUCCAGACCUGUGACGAGGAGGACUUCCACAUCACUGCAGUGCCCAUCAAGCUGAUCUACGCCUAUGGACAGACGGAUGAAAUUAAGUACCACGGUUUCAACAGGGGGACUAAAGAGGUUAAUCUUCUCAGAUACAUAACCAGAGACAGGUCCCAGGAAGGAGAGCAUUUUGAUUUCAAAAUUGACAAUAUCACCAUCCCUGCCAAUAUCACCUACUAUCACUGCAGGGUCAUGAAGAUGCCACGGUUCGAUGUGACCCAACACGUGUAUCGGAUUGAGCCUCGCAUUGACAACCUGGAUAUGGUUCACCACAUGAUCCUCUACGGCUGUCCUCUCCACGUGACGGACGACUACGACGGCCCCUGCUACGCCGGGAACAAGGCCGACAACUGCAUCAAAGUGAUGGCCGUCUGGGGCGUCGGCGCCGGGGCGUAUGAGCUUCCAGCAGAUGCGGGCAUUCCCAUCGGAGGCCCUAACAAGGACACACUGUACAGGCUGGAAACCCAUUACAAUAACCCGGCCACCAUAGCAGGAAGGCAGGAUAGUUCAGGCCUGAGGAUACGCCAUACAUCUAACCUGAGGAGGUACAACGUAGGAACCCUCACCACCGGAGUGGUGCCUUCACAUGAUUACAGAAUCCCCCCCGGUGCCACACAGUUCCACACGUACGGGACGUGUAACACAUCUCUGUUUUCAGAGCUCAUGGAAGAUCCAGUACCGGACCUUAAAGUGUUUGCCUUGCUUUUACACACUCACUUGGCUGGAAGGAAAAUCCGAGCUGGCUUAUUCAGAGACGGGCAGCAGGUGGACUUCCUGGCCUUGGAUGAGAACUACGAUUUUGCGAUGCAGGAGGUGAUCAGCGUUGGCAGCAUCAAGACCAUCAAACCGAACGAUACCAUUUUGGUGGAGUGCAACUACAUGACUACCAACCGCAGUGGAUACACCCAUAUGGGACUUGGUACAAUGGAUGAAAUGUGCCUGGCUUUCCUGCUCUACUAUCCUGAAAUCCCAAUCAACUCGUGUUGGAGCACUCCAGACCAGCGAAAUAUAGAGAGCGUUCCCAAUGAGCUCCAACCGGCAGAUCAGGAAGAUAUUAUCACCUAUGAAAACCAACUGAGCUCAAGUCCACAAUAUCAGAUCGUUUCAAGAAAUGAGGGUCAGCCCUCUAUGCACUUGGAAGCCACUGUGAUGACCAUGAAUGCGACCCCUACCGUCACCUGUCGGAACCUACAAUCUCCCUCCAAGGGAGGGCGCUGUUCCUGCAGCGAAAUCAUCGGAGGAAGUGCGCUGCUGCUCCUUCUGCUCUGGAGCGAAGUGUGAUGGAGCCAGCAGGCGAGGGCUCGAACCACCAUAGCGGAUGUAGAACGACCCGGACAACGUUAUUAUUAUGUUGAUUGUGCGUGUUUAGCCAAAUCUACUUUGAAUCAGUCAUUCAUGUAUAUAAGCUUCGCUCCCUUUUCUUGGUUGAUUACCUUGAUUAAUGAACUUGUAUUCCUCGUUUAACAUAGUUGACGUUGUCUUUUAUAAGCCAAAAAUGGGUUGUAAUCUUACCAUAUAUCAUAUUUAGUCCUAUUAAUUAUUUGAAUAUGAGAGCAGGUACUUCUAUGCUAUAUUUUAAAUGGUUGAAUUAUUGGCCACUUUUGGAUAGAUUAUUUUUUAAUUCAUGUCAGUUGGGAUGUGAUUAGUACAAUAUACAAUGCAUCCCAAAAAAAAUCACAAUCAAACUAAUCAGUCAAUCAUUUAACCAAAUAUUAUUGUUGUUACAAAUUUUGUGCACACAUCGGACGGAAACAGUGGAUUGACCCAACCUUGUAAGAAUAAAACGUUUCCUGUGA
Messenger RNA from Gadus morhua (Atlantic cod), 2297 nucleotides. RefSeq names its product monooxygenase, DBH-like 1, like (gene moxd1l). Gene Ontology annotation, molecular function: dopamine beta-monooxygenase activity; copper ion binding. Bases 64 to 1782 code for a protein of 572 amino acids. Gene Ontology annotation, biological process: dopamine catabolic process; octopamine biosynthetic process; norepinephrine biosynthetic process. The transcript is spliced from 13 exons. Lineage: Eukaryota; Metazoa; Chordata; Actinopteri; Gadiformes; Gadidae. Gene Ontology annotation, cellular component: secretory granule membrane. The record is from RefSeq and is a predicted model, not a curated record.